AUGUCGAGCUCAAAUUCACACUCGAGUAUCUUUAGCAAUUCGUCUGUUAGUAGUCCGUGUGAAAUUGAAUUUGAGCGCGUUAAAACCGAAUAUUUUGAAGCCAGUCAUGGCGGCCAUGUGGAUGGCAAUUCAGACGAACAAGAGGCUUCCUUGGAUGAACCGAUUGCUGAUGAAGCUUGGCUAGAAGAAUAUCCUUUCAUUGUCUUCCUCUCGCUUUCGAUGAUGAGAGAUUUAAGACAGCCACACCACCACCUCUCAUAUUAACCCUGUCAUUCCUUAUUACACUGAAGCCUGGUAUGCCCGGAAAAUGUAGUGCUUCGUCUGGGAUAACAUCGGAAAGCCAAGUUUCGGACACCAUUACUAUGUCUGAUUUUUGAUUGUGAAUAACAAGAGCCAGUUCGUCAGUUUUUGUUAAAAUAGAUCUCGCAUUAAGAGACAAGAUAUUAGGUAACACUUGUUUAGUCUUAACUGAUUUAAGUCUAGGAAUAUUGAGCAAAUAUAUUGAGGCUCAUGAUUUCUUUAACUAUAGCCAUAACAGAUACUUUACUAGCCAUUAUAAUGUUCACUGCCGUCAUUAUAAUGAGGUAAAUUAAGAAUUUUUUAUAUCAAACUGUUUCAGGACCUCCUCCGCCUCCGGCUGGACUUAAAGAGACUGGUAAAACAGAUAACAGUAUUGACAUCAGUUGGGUGAAAGCAAAAGGCCACAGCGCAUUCGUCAUAAAUGGGUACAUGGUUGGUCACAAGACCGGCGUGGAGACACAUUACAAGAAUCAGAAUAUUUCGGCGACAUCGGGGAUGUUAAAUAUGGUAUUAAUUGGUCUCGGGAGUGAUACAAUUUACGAGAUUACAGUUCAUGCUUAUAACGAUGAUGGUGACGGGGAUAAACUUAAAACACAAGUCACAACGGAAAAAUCUGAUGGUUCAAGUAAGUGUUCUGGAUGUUUAAAAACCAAAUUUUCAACCUCGUACCUAGGGUAUUUGCUCUUGGGGAGCGAAAUACCCUGGUAUGGCCUGGUCAUAUGACCCGCGGAUUUUGCGUAAAAUGGCGUAUUGUUUUCAAGGGUCGGGGGAGUGUGUACACAUUGUCACUCCUAUAGUAAUUAAAAUUUAAAAGCGUGAUAUAAUUACUAGGAGUGACAAUGUAUACUCACUCCCCCGGCCCUAGUAAACAAUACGCCAUUUUACGCAAAAUCCGCGGGUCACGUGACCAGGCCAUACCAGGGUAUUUUGCUCCCCAAGAGCAAAUACCCUGGGUACGAGGUUGCCUAAAUUUAAGAAAAUUAUGUUGGACUGGUCAAUUGCAUGUAUGCAUGACACAAGCGGAAGAGAUAAAUCGGAAAAGAUACAAGGGUCAUUGUUUUCUUGUAGAAAGAUUAGAUUACAAACUUUCUGCAAUAAAUUUAUAGAGAGUUUAAAAUAUGACAAAUUCAGUACGAGAACAUUAAUAAAAACACAUUCUAAAUUCACAGUGUCAGCAAUAGGGGUAAUUGUUUUGUCAACAAAGACAGAUCACGUGAAAACAUCUUUAAACUGGAAGCAAAUUCAAAAGUGGAGCAUAAGUAACUGUUGGAAAACAGUCUGCGUAUUAGAUUACGAACAUCAUAAGUUCCCUAUUUUCCUCUUUACAAAAAAGAACAGUUUAGGUUGAUUAAGAGACCAGAAGUGAAUGGGACGAGUCUAAAGACGAGUGUCCCACAUCACAACAUUUCGUAUACAUUCCAAUAUCCCUGCUAUGCGUAUAUUAACCUUUAAAGGAAACGGCACUUUUUGGUGCUAAUACUCUCAUAUUUUGGGUAUGGAAAUAUUUCUUUUUUAUCAUGACGCCAAUCACAACACUAACCCUAUUGGACCCGAAACAAGAUGAUAUAACCAAUUUCGUCUUUCGACCAUAUAAGCGCGUCGCCAUAUUCUUUAAUGAUUUGGCUUUUGCAAAUAUCUUUUUUCUAACUAGCUUCCAAGAUUCAGUGAGCAUUCGUACUUUCGCUUUUAUGUAAAAACUCUUUGUCACCCAAUGAGUGGAUGACCAUUUCACAAUUGACUGUUUGCGAAUUAAAAGCAGUGAAACUUUUAAUUAAAUAAUAUUUUGGAUUAAUUUUAAUGAUUUGAAAUUAUUUUCCCAGCUACGGUGGUUAUUGUUGUUGUUGUUGUUGUUGUUGUCAUCGUGAUCGUGGUACUUCUUUUCGUUGCCAUGGUAGUUUUCUUUCAACUCAGGAAACGAAGACAUCGUCAAGAGGUAUGUGGGAAAUUCUUAUGGAGUUCCAACUCAAGCAGAUAAACACUGAAGGCUUUAAUGAGAAAAUGAAAACUUGAUUUAUUGAUCACUUUGCUAAAUACUCAAACAAAAUCAUCGUAUACUAGUGAUCAUGUAUGGAAGAAUGGAGAAUUUGCCACUAAUCUGGGGAUAAAAAUUGAUUGAAAAGUUAUUGUACUGCAAAUAAACCCGGGAAACCGCCUUCGGAGAAACCAUUUGCGUUCGAUUUUGGCUGAUUUUAAUCUUUCCUGGGGUUACAUUUUCCGAUGAAUCGUCUAUUUUCCUUAGCGGUGAGGAUUUGGGGGAGGGAGUUUUGGUUCUCAUAUAUGGCAAUUUAUUACAUCAGAUUCUUCAUUAUAAAAUGUAUUUAAAAUUUGAUGGGUUUCAGGUUUCUAAUUUGUAGCAAUGUUAAACUAUACGUACAUGGUUUAUUUUCUUCACUGGUGAACGAUAGGUUGCGCUGUUUAGCUUUCCUUUACGAAUCGAUAUUUUAUACAGAAUAUACCUAUUCUAAAAUAAAAAACAAGUUAUAAUCAUAUACCAAUUGUAAAAUAAAAAAUAAAAUAUACUGGAAAAACGAGCAGCUUGGAACCAUUAUAAUAAUGUAAUCGGUGAAAACUGUAACGGAAAAUAUAUUAUUAUAUGUUGUUGCAAAUUUACUGUUAAAUUUUGUAUGUUAUAUGUAAAUAAAAAAAAUAAAUUAAAAUAUAGAGAUCGUUAAAUAAAAAAAAUAUAGACUAGCACAAGUUUAGUUAGGAAUAAUAAUUUACUAUUUGUAUUGCCCACUUUUUGUCAAAUUUACUUCAAAAUAGUACUUGCUAGGUAUGAAAACUUAUUUCCAAAGCAGAGCGCAUGUGAUACUUGCUAAUGCUAAUGAUAACCCCCCCCCCCCAACCCCCCCCCAAAAAAAAAAACCCGACUGUUUAGUAGCUUGUAACAAAUGGGGGAGGGGAGAAAAAGAAAUGGCAGUAUAUACUGCAUUUAGGGCAUAGGGAUUGUUGUCGCACUGACAAUUUAUACUGCUUAAUGUGACCGCAAAUUAUUUUGCCCGUGGAAAAUAGGGCAAAAUAACGAUUUAUAACAUUUUUUGUUUCAGACUCGGCAAGCAGCAUAUGCAAAACGUCCAAAAGGAGGUCCCGUGACCAUGGGUUUAAC
Messenger RNA from Paramuricea clavata, 3406 nucleotides. NCBI's taxonomy places the organism in Eukaryota, Metazoa, Cnidaria, Anthozoa, Malacalcyonacea, Plexauridae. The record is from the annotation of a GenBank genome assembly.